Messenger RNA from Labeo rohita (rohu), 675 nucleotides. Its product is annotated as serum amyloid A-5 protein-like. The coding region runs from base 120 to 485 and encodes 121 amino acids. Lineage: Eukaryota; Metazoa; Chordata; Actinopteri; Cypriniformes; Cyprinidae. Gene Ontology annotation, cellular component: extracellular region. The record is from RefSeq and is a predicted model, not a curated record. The transcript has 4 exons.
CUCAUAUUUUCCCCUGCACUCUGGGAAAAUCCACGUCCAGCCCAAUCCGAGCCUUAUAAAAGGUACCUGGGUCUAGACCUGAUUUGUCUGCACUGAGCGAAUCUGAGAGCUCUGCAAUCAUGAAGCUUAUUCUUGCUGUGCUGGUGCUGGUUUUCCUGGUUGAGACCCAGGCGCAAUGGUACCGCUUUCCAGGACAAGCCGCUGGAGGUGCAAAGGACAUGUGGCGUGCUUAUCGGGAUAUGAGGCAGGCCAACUGGAAAAACUCAGACAAGUAUUUCCAUGCACGUGGGAACUAUGAUGCUGCAAAAAGGGGCCCAGGAGGCAGAUGGGCAGCCAAAGUGAUCAGUGAUGGAAGAGAGUUUGUGCAGGGAAUCACUCGCCGCGGUAAUUCUGAUGCUGCUGCUGACCAGGAAGCCAAUCGCUGGGGACGUAAUGGUGGUGACCCCAACCGCUACAGACCGAAAGGGCUUCCCAAUAAGUACUGAAAAAAAGACCACCGUCAUUGGUCAGUGCAACAGAAACUGACUUCAAUUAUUUUUACUGUUAAACUGCUUAAUUCAUUCAUUUUGUAUUCAUGUCUUUAUAAAUCUGCAUUUAUGAGAUAAAAAAAUUAAUCUCUAAGUUUUAGCAUCAUUUAGUUCACACUCUAGUGUCUGAAUAAAGAAAAUAAAUACA